UAAUCCCAAUAAAUGACGCGAAAAAUGCUGCAAAAGUAUAAAGCAGCGGGCCAGCUGUUUCAAGCAUACGCUGAAGUCACCUGAUCUUUUCUUCCCUUUCCUGAUAGAAAUUCUUGUUCUUUUUGCUUUGCGAACAGAGCAAUGGAUAUCCGAAACUGUUGUCGGAAUAGAAGAAUUUUAUACGCUUUUAUCAUUUUGAUAAUAGCUGCAUGUGCAAUAGCGCUUAUAGUGUGGCUAGCUAAAGGAAAAAACAAACCAGAACCAACCUCCACAUGUCCUAAGAUAUCGGAUGUUGAGCGAUUCGAUUGUCACCCUAAUCGUCCGAUCAGUGAAAAUGAAUGUAUCAAACGGGGAUGCUGCUACAUCCCUGCUACAGAUCAAAACGUUUCUGAUUGGGAUUUAAUUAAUUCUUCUUAUCUCGGGAUACCAUCUUGCUUUUUUCCAGAAAAUUAUAAAGGUUAUAAAAUUAGUAACAUUGUAGAAAAAGAUGAUGGCUUUGAAGCAGAUUUAAAUCGGAAUAUUCCAUCUGGUUUCCCAGAUGAUAUUAAUAAAGUGCAUUUGAUGAUUGAUUUUAUUGAUGAUUACAGUUUGAGAAUAAAAAUUAAGGAUAAAACUUCUCAGCGUUUUGAGCCACCAGUACCCCUGAGUAUCAAAGGAAAGAAAACUGAGAAUGGGACGACUUACAAUGUAAAGUUAGAUUCUGAUGGGCUUUUAUCCAUUGAAAGAAAGAAAAAUAGAGUUUUAGUAUUUAAAACCCAGCUGUCCCAGUUAAUCUUCAGCAAUCAGUUUCUGCAAUUAUCGUCAUAUGUUUCUUCAUCUUAUUUAUAUGGAUUAGGGGAACACAAAGAAGGAAUAUUAAAGUCAUUUAAUUGGACUCGUUUGACUAUUUUCAAUCAAGGAGAUCUACCUGUGCCACACAGAAAUCUGUAUGGAAGUCAUCCUUUUUAUUUGCUUAUGGAGCCUGAAGGGGAUGCUAAUGGCGUUUUUCUUCUAAACAGUAAUGCUAUAGAUGUUGUGCUUCAGCCAGCACCAGCUGUAACAUUUCGGGCCAUUGGCGGGAUUUUUGACUUUUUCAUACUGCUUGGGCCAACACCAUCAGAAGUCAUAAGGCAAUAUACUGGUAUUGUUGGACGGUCUUUUAUGCCACCAUACUGGAGCCUUGGUUUUCAUAUAUGCAAAUAUGGAUAUUUUUCUUUGAACAAAACUCGAGAAACAUUGGAACACAAUUUGGAUGAAGGGGUUCCAAUAGAUGUUCAAUGGCAUGAUAUUGAUUAUAUGAAAAGGUAUUUAGACUUCACAUAUGAUCCAAAGAAUUUUUCAGGCCUGCCUGAAUUUGUGGAUAAGCUUCAUGAAGAUGGAAGACAUUAUGUAGCUAUGAUUUCACCUGGUGUAUCUAACUCAGAACCACCGGAUACUUACUCUGCUUAUGAUCAGGGUGCUAAGUUAGACCUUUUUGUGAAAGAUAUUAAUGGCAAAUAUAUUGAAGCUAAGGUUUGGAAUGUAAAUAUGACAGUUUUUCCUGAUUUCAGUAAUCCAGCUACAGCACAGUAUUGGCAAGAUCAUUUGAAAAGUUUUCAUGAUGAACUCAAAUUUGAUGGUAUCUGGCUUGAUAUGAAUGAACCUUUGAACUUUAAAAAUGGAACCAUUAAUGGCUGUCCAGAAUCCUUAUUAGACGAUCCACCAUAUGUGCCUGGUAGACCCUAUCCAUUACGAACUUUGACUAUAUGUAUGACAGCAAAACAUUACUCUACUGAUCAUUAUAAUGAGCACAAUUUGGUGGCUUUUCGGGAAGCUGCUGCAACAUACAAUGCUCUUAAAGAUAUCAGGAAAAAAAGACCUUUCAUAAUUUCUCGUGCAACAUUUGCUGGACAAGAAGUGCAUAGUGGUCAUUGGAGUGGAGAUAUAACAUCUAAUUGGGAAGAUAUGCGGUAUACUAUACCUUCAAUGCUGAUAUUUAACCUUUAUGGGAUGUCUAUGAUUGGAUCAGAUAUUUGUGGGUUUCGUCUCAACACUACAGAAGAACUCUGUGCUCGUUGGCAUGCACUUGGAGCCUUUUACCCAUUUUCCAGGAACCAUAAUGAUUUUGAUACAAUUGAGCAAGAUCCAGCUGCAAUGGGUGAAACAGUCUUAAAAACUGCUAAAGAUUCAUUACGUAUUCGAUAUUAUUUACUGCCAUAUUUAUAUACACUUUUCUACCAAAGUCAUAUUUUUGGAGAUACUGUAAUCCGUCCUUUGUUUUUUGAAUUUCCAGAUGACAAGAAAACAUAUGCUAUAGAUGACCAGUUUCUUUGGGGAUCAGCUUUGCUUAUAUUGCCUGCCCUAUAUCCGAACGUUACCAAAAUUGAACCUUAUUUUCCAAGAGGCAUAUGGUAUGAUUUUUCUACUGGGGAAAAAUAUGAUAGUAAAGGAUCAACUUUUACUUUGGAUGCCGCAAUAACAAGUAUAAAUUUAGUUGUUAGAGGUGGCCAUAUCUUACCUUUGCAAGAGCCUAGUGAAACUACAACAGCAAGAUAAUGAAGAAGAUGGCAAAGCAAGACACGUGGGUUACUCAGGCAACAGCAAGCACGAAAAAGCAAUAUGUAUUCAUUUCGAUCCUGUUUAUAAUGGGAAAGUCAUUGUGUUAGUUGUGAGCAGUGAUUAGACUACAGAUGUCAUAGUGCAGAGAAAUUUUAAGGAAAAAUGUUGUGUAACAUGCAACAGAAUGACACAGUAAAGAAUAUCCUUUCAAAUAGAGAUGUGUUUUACUAAAAUUUGUGAAUCUGAAGAUCUCUUGCCAAAUGAUUUCAAUUAAGUUUAAUAAUUUUAUUUCAUAUUUUAUAUUUUAGGAAUAUGUAAAAGGUAAAGUAUAAUUUAAAUUAGCAAUAGCUCUUUAAUGUUUAAUUUGGUA
Molecule: messenger RNA, 2887 nt
Organism: Stegodyphus dumicola
Lineage: Eukaryota; Metazoa; Arthropoda; Arachnida; Araneae; Eresidae
Product: lysosomal alpha-glucosidase-like
Biological process (GO): carbohydrate metabolic process
Molecular function (GO): carbohydrate binding; alpha-1,4-glucosidase activity
Source: RefSeq, a predicted model, not a curated record